UGCAGUCCAGGCGUCGCUCAAGGGGAAAGGUUGCCGCGCGGUCGCAAGGGGCGGGAGGAGUCUGGCGGUGAUUGAUGGGGAAGGGACGAAUGAAUAAAGGUACUUGUCUGGGGACAGCAAGGAUCCCGAGCGAGCUGCGGAGGCUACACGGUCAGGCAUUCCCUCAGCGUUUCGUCAGAGCCAGAUCCGCCCGCAGCUGAAGGGAGGCGCGCUCUGCUCCAGGGUAGCCUGGAACCCAGCUGCGAGCCAAGUGCGUCCCGGGAAGGAGGUCCCCCCCCCGGUCCCUCUGCGCCUGGUGCGUCCGGCCCGCGAGACUGAAAGCUGAAGAGUGGCCACCCGACUCCCCCUGGAGCAGGCAGCAGCAUGCAGCCGCUGCCCAGCCUGUGCGGACGCGCCCUGCUGGCGCUGAUCCUUGCCUGCGGCGUGGUGGGGGUCCAGGCUGAAGAGAGGGGAUUCCCGCCGGCCGGGGCCACUCCGCCACUUCUGGGGGCCGGAGAGAUAAUGGCGCCCCCAACUAAGACCUCCUGGCCUAGGGGUUCCAACGCCAGCGUGCAGCGGUCGUCCGCAUCUCCGCAGAUGCCGAAAGGAGGGAGAAUGGCGGGAACCCCACCGCGCACCCUCCCCCCGCCCCCGUGCGAAAGACCCAUCGAGAUCAAGGAGACUUUCAAGUACAUCAACACGGUGGUGUCCUGCCUAGUGUUCGUGCUGGGCAUCAUCGGAAACUCCACACUGCUGAGAAUCAUUUACAAGAACAAGUGCAUGCGAAACGGCCCUAAUAUCUUGAUAGCCAGCCUGGCCCUGGGAGACCUGCUGCACAUCGUCAUUGAUAUUCCCAUCAAUGUCUACAAGCUACUUGCCGAGGACUGGCCCUUUGGCGUUGAGAUGUGUAAGCUGGUGCCUUUCAUACAGAAGGCCUCUGUGGGAAUCACUGUGCUGAGUCUAUGUGCUCUAAGUAUUGACAGGUAUCGAGCUGUUGCUUCUUGGAGUCGAAUUAAAGGAAUCGGGGUUCCAAAGUGGACAGCAGUAGAAAUCGUUUUAAUUUGGGUGGUCUCCGUGGUCCUGGCUGUCCCUGAAGCCGUGGGUUUUGAUAUGAUUACCACUGACUACAAAGGAAGUUAUCUGAGAAUCUGUUUGCUCCAUCCCACUCAGAAAACAGCCUUCAUGCAGUUUUACAAGACAGCUAAAGAUUGGUGGUUAUUUAGCUUCUAUUUCUGCUUGCCAUUGGCCAUCACUGCAUUGUUUUAUACCCUGAUGACCUGUGAAAUGUUGAGAAAGAAGAGUGGCAUGCAAAUUGCUUUAAAUGAUCACUUAAAGCAGAGACGGGAAGUGGCCAAAACAGUAUUUUGCCUGGUCCUUGUCUUUGCCCUGUGUUGGCUUCCUCUUCACCUCAGCAGGAUUUUGAAGCUCACUCUUUAUGAUCGGAAUGAUCCCAAUAGAUGUGAACUACUGAGCUUUUUGUUGGUAUUGGACUACAUUGGCAUCAACAUGGCCUCCCUGAAUUCCUGUAUUAACCCAAUAGCUCUGUAUUUGGUGAGCAAAAGAUUCAAAAACUGCUUUAAGUCAUGCUUAUGCUGCUGGUGCCAGUCAUUUGAAGAAAAGCAGUCCUUGGAGGAAAAGCAGUCAUGCUUAAAGUUCAAAGCUAAUGAUCACGGAUAUGACAACUUCCGUUCCAGUAAUAAAUACAGCUCAUCUUGAAAGAAGGAAUAUUCAUUCUCUUUACUUUGGACAGAAAUCAUUAAAACAAUGAGGCAUCCUCCAAACAAAACAAAA
Molecule: messenger RNA, 1770 nt
Organism: Kogia breviceps (pygmy sperm whale)
Lineage: Eukaryota; Metazoa; Chordata; Mammalia; Artiodactyla; Physeteridae
Gene: EDNRB
Product: endothelin receptor type B
Biological process (GO): regulation of blood pressure; vasoconstriction; enteric nervous system development
Cellular component (GO): plasma membrane
Molecular function (GO): endothelin receptor activity
Source: RefSeq, a predicted model, not a curated record